This is a messenger RNA of Caenorhabditis briggsae, 1533 nucleotides long. Gene Ontology annotation, molecular function: sequence-specific DNA binding; DNA-binding transcription factor activity; chromatin insulator sequence binding. Gene Ontology annotation, biological process: regulation of transcription by RNA polymerase II. The transcript is spliced from 10 exons. Gene Ontology annotation, cellular component: chromosome. NCBI's taxonomy places the organism in Eukaryota, Metazoa, Nematoda, Chromadorea, Rhabditida, Rhabditidae. The record is from RefSeq and is a predicted model, not a curated record. Bases 1 to 1533 code for a protein of 510 amino acids.
AUGGGACCCGCGAUGAAGCAGUUCGUCGGACCGAUCACCGAACCGCUGAUCGCCGUCAUCAACACGCAACAGAAUAUGCAGAGGACGUUGUUGGAGAAUACGGGUGCCAUGGAUUCUGCCAACUCAUUAGAACCAGAACUUCCCAAAGAAAAUGAAAAUGAAAAGAAGAAAAUUUGCAAAAUCUGUGGAGACAACGGAUUCAUGCGAUGCAAGGGAGUGAUGACAUGUGAAAGCUGUAGGGGAUUCUAUCGAAGCGUGGGAUCGGAUAACGAAUUCCGAUGCAGGUUUUACCAGAACUGUAAUAUCACAAUUUUGACCAGAAACUAUUAUGUGAAACUAUAUUGUGAAUACUGUCGAUAUCAAAAGUGUCUGAGCAAAGGAAUGCCCAGUUGUAAUGACGGAAAACCUCUCGAUUCAAAAUGUCCACAUUGCAAUUACAUCUCAGCAAACCCUCCAUUUUUGAAAAGGCAUAUUGAAGCCCAUGAACGAUUCCCCAACAAAAGAAUGUAUGAGUGUGAUGUGUGUAAAAUUCAAUACGGUAACAGAUCAAAUUUAAUCCGUCACCGGGUACAACAUAAGAAUCAACAGCUGUUUCAAUGCAAAGUCUGUGGAAUUGAAAAGACCCGCCAAGAUACUUUGCUGGAUCAUCAAAUGACUCAUAUCAAAAAAAUGUGGAAUUUUGAAUGUCCGGCGUGUGAUGAGCAAUUUUCAACGUAUUCAAAUUUGAUGGAACACCUUCAGGAUACAAGCAAAACCCAGGAAAACCAUAUGAUAGGGUGUAAAAAAUGCCGAAAAAAAUUCCCGAAUUUGAAACGUCUUCAAGUUCAUUUUUAUAUUGAUUCGUGUCAAGAUGAGACAUUUUCAACUCUCCAGAACAUGCCAGAACUCAAAGAUCAUGACUACUUGAGCACAUCCUCAAAUGACGUGGAUUUGUCGAUUCCUGGAUUUCCGGAAAUUCCACAAAAUUCAAAUGAUGAGAUAGUAAAUCAACUUCUGGGCAUGCUCAAAUACAAUUCCAAUUGGAAUCCGGAUUUUUCUUCAACGUCAUCUUCAAAUAUUACUUCUUCUGAAGCUUCUGUAGAGCCAUCGCCGAGUCCGGAGCUGGAAGCCGAGACCUGGAAGGAGCAGGAAGUUUCGAAAAAGGAGAAUUUUUUGAAAUUUGGGAUUUCUGAACAAAAACUGGAUCUGUAUAAGGACCCGGCUCCUGAAAAUCUGGAAUUUGUCCAGCCAAGCUUCUUUGAUAUUUUGGCUCAACAAAAUAAUACACCCGUUCCUAAAAAUUUUAAUUCGAAAAUUGAGAAUCGAGAAUUUCUUGACAUUCCAUCGCCCCAAAAUUCGGACCCAUACAAGGAUCUGUCCUGCACUACAUGUGGAAUUACAUUCAAAGUCUACUUCAUGUACGAUAUCCACGCGAACACACACUCUCCAGAUGAUCCUUUAAAAUGUGGAUUGUGUGGAAUUCAGUUUCAGAAUAAAUAUGAAUUCACCACACAUAUGAUUUUGGGAAAUCACUCGAAUUUGAUCCCGAAAUGA